AGCAACCAAUGGAGGAGCAGAGUUCCGCUCCCGCCCAUUUCCAGAGACACCAAUCUCAGACCUGUGUUUGCCUCGCCAAACUCCGCCCAGAUACUCACCACCUCACUGGAGGCCUUUCCUCUCCACUGCGACCGCACACCCAGAGAGAACGCCAUAUACUGUUUGGCCUUGGCCAGCGGGAGCCGGUGGUGCGUGUGUUCAGUGCAGUGACGGGGGAGACCCUCUCAGUCUUGGGCACUGUGUUUCUCCUGAGUACGUCUGUGGCCAGGCUCAUGACCCUGGUGUCCCAGCAGUGUGGGCUUCCCGUCAGCUCCUUCAGACUGAGCUCUCCCACCGGCCUGCAACUCUACGACUGCAACCGGCUGCACGACUACGCCAUUGACCUUGGGGCUACUCUACGGUUGGACACCUGGGAUGGGUGGGCGGAGUUCCUCAGAGGCUGCUUCCUGGGACACAGACUGACCGUCCAACGACACUUGUCUAGAGAGAGACCUGUGAUGAGGUUCCAGCUCCGGAUGGCACUCUACAUCGCUGCUUCUCUGGGCCACCUGGACCUGGCCGGCUGGCUGCUGGAGAGGGGGGUGCGUGUCAUUGAGCCGGUGGGGGUUCACCCUUACCGUGAGUGGUGCCACCAGACGGCCCACCCCGACGUCGCCAAGUGUCCCGCUGUCGCCUCCAUCGAGCGCGGCCAGCUCACCAUCCUCAAACUCUUUAUCGCCAGCAGCGUUCUGACCCUUGCCUGUCGGGAUCCCCAGGGUCGUGACCCCCUGAGGAUCGCCCUUCAGUACGGCCACAGGGAGUGUGUGAGUCACCUGGCCACCAAGCUGUGCUCUGUGGUGGUCCUCCCAGGUAUGGCCCUGCCCAUGCGGACAUACCUCCAGAUAAAGGGCUGGGUGAGGCUGGGGCAGAGGAGGGCAGCAUCCAGGCACUGCAUGGGCCUCAACAGGGCUCCGUUCAGGACCAGGGUGGGCGACACGGUCCUGGUGGACGGCUUCACCCUCCCCAAGAUGUCCUCCAAGCCCAGGAGGAGUGAGGCCAAGGCGGGUAUCAGGGUGAUGUCCACAGCCUCUCGACGUUUGACCCCCAUCAACUGCCCAUCUCAUGUAUCCUGCCCGCUCCGCGCCCUGGCAUCCCAGCAUAAACCUCUUCAACUACCGAAGCUACACCCUGUGGCCACGAGGGAUGAAAGAGAGAAGAAGAGAGGAUGUGGAGGGAAGGGAUGUGAGGAGGAUGAGAUUGGGGAUCAGAACAGCAACCAAUGGAGGAGCAGAGUUCCGCUACCGCCCAUUUCCAGAGACACCAAUCUCAGACCUGUGUUUGCCUCGCCAAACUCCGCCCAGAUACUCACCACCUCACUGGAGGCCUUUCCUCUCCACUGCGACCGCACACCCAGAGAAAACGCCAUAUACUGUUUGGCCUUGGCCAGUGCCUUCACACAGAGACCAUGGUUGCAGCAGCUGAAUGUAGCGCGGACUCUGUCCAGGAGGAGUGCUCAGCACAUUGGGUAGACACCAGGAU
Oncorhynchus gorbuscha (pink salmon) is the source of this 1518-nucleotide messenger RNA. Its product is annotated as protein ANKUB1-like. The transcript is spliced from 5 exons. The record is from RefSeq and is a predicted model, not a curated record. NCBI's taxonomy places the organism in Eukaryota, Metazoa, Chordata, Actinopteri, Salmoniformes, Salmonidae. The coding region runs from base 9 to 1508 and encodes 499 amino acids.